ACCGUGCUCUCCUCACGUGUUCGAUGACUAGCAUUUUGUUGCCGAGCAAGUUGCUAAUGUACUGACUUGUACCAGGACGUCUCGGAACUCAUGGAUGCAACUGGGAAAGCUAGCUUUCUCGAUGAUGCAAGUGGUGCCGAGCUGCCUUCUACAAGUCCAGUGAGGCACCCUGAAUACUAUCUAGAGGAUGGUAACGUUGUGAUACAGGUUGACGAAUUGCUCUUCCAUGUCCACCGAUCUACGUUCAUUAGGCAUUCGACCGUUUUCGCAGACAUAUUCUCUUUGCCUGUUUCUGCAAACCCUGAACUUGUUGAAGGAUUCUCGGAUGAAUACCCAUUGCGGUUUCCUGGGAUAUGUAGCACUGACUUUGAGCGCCUGAUGUGGAUCCUGUACCCUACUAAACUGGGUGUGUACAAGGCUCGCACAGCAGGCGAAUGGGAGUCUGUGUUACAUCUAGCGACUCGGUGGGAGUUUGACGAUGUAAGAGCACUUGCCAUACGACAUCUGGAAACACUGCCGAUGAGCCCCGUCGACCGGAUCGUUCUUUCGCGCAAAUUUGAUAUACGUUCCAAUUGGGCUUUAUCGGCGUACACGGAGUUGUGCGAGCGCGCAGAGCCCCUAUCUAUGGACGAAGGCCACGCCCUCGGUCUAGACACUACGAUACGCGUCUCUCAAUUGAGAGAAAAGCUUCGGUGUGGUCGAAGACCGAUGAGGCAGAGCAGUUUACCUCACCGUAUUGGAACGACCCCAUUGAUGCGGUCUUCAAGCUUGAUCUCGGAUAGUGGGAAGAUCACCUCGAGGAAAGAGGCACAUAGCGCGCUACGCAGCGAGUCCCCGUUCAGGAGAGUGAGUAGGGCCCCGAGGGUAUCAGAAGCCUCCAGGCUUGCCUCUGAGACCUUUGGGUUGAGUGCUCUAGACAGCGCUCCCAGGUGACAUUAUCAUCUAUCUCGGGCGACGUUGAUUCACUCCGUGCUGUCCCUCGUGUCUUAAUGGUAAUACGAUUGAGUCUACUAUCUGAUCGUUGUUAUUCAUUUUAGGACCAAGGCUUCAUGUUAUUUCGUAGUCCAACGUAUCCUGUGCGCCUCGUUGGAUGGUGGUGUUAUGAUGACGGACUUGAAAACGAUAUUACGAAGUCACAUUAACACCGGUCAGCUGGAACAUAUGCCAGAACUGGAUUUGAACUUGUUAGAUGUGCUAGCAGCCAGUCAGGCCAGUAACUGGUCACUUCCAGCUAGCACCAAUCUAUCGUCAGAGAUGUUACG
Messenger RNA from Serpula lacrymans var. lacrymans S7.9, 1262 nucleotides. RefSeq lists its product as uncharacterized. NCBI's taxonomy places the organism in Eukaryota, Fungi, Basidiomycota, Agaricomycetes, Boletales, Serpulaceae. The record is from RefSeq and is a predicted model, not a curated record. Gene Ontology annotation, molecular function: protein binding. The transcript is spliced from 4 exons. The coding region runs from base 91 to 933 and encodes 280 amino acids.